GCAUGAGCUCCUCCUGUAGGUGAUUCUGUGGAGAGGGCGCAGGCCUCCGACACGCAAGCGCACUAGGGAGUUUCUGAGCGCGUGGGUUAACUGCUCUUUUUACUUUAAGAUCGGCAUGGGGACCGGUGGUCCUGGCUUCACAAACGACUUGCACCCAGACCGUAAUGCUGCUCAUCCUGUACCGAAAUCAACGGAACACCGCCCAAACCGCAGAUGGAUCCCACUGAAGUGUUCACCGAACUGCAGGACAAGUACGGGGAGAUUGAAGAAAUGAAUAUGUGUGACAACUUGGGGAACCACCUCGUGGGCAAUGUUUAUGUCAAGUUAACACGAGGAGGAUGCCGAACGGACAGUAACUGAACUCAAUAAUCGCUGGUUCAGUGGGCAGGCUGUGCAUGCCAAGUUGUCUCCUGUCACUGACUUCUGGGAAUCAUGCUGUCAGCAAUGUGAGAUGGGAGAAUGUACCCGUGGUGGCUUCUGAAACUUCAUGCACCUGCGGCCCAUUUCCAGGAACCUCCAGCAGCAGCUCUGUCGGCAGGGAACCAGGUGCAGGAGAAACAUCAGCACAUCCAUCUGAGGCUUCUCGAGGGGAAGACGCCUGGUUGUGGCAGGUUGGAGGAUUCCCAGCCUGGAGGAGAUUGGGGUUAGGAGCUAAGGUAAGUGACAAAGGCUCUGUGGCCGGAAGUCCUGCGGUCAUGGGUCCCCAAGCUGCAGGCCCCGCCUGGAUGGGGCCCCAACGCCUCCUGUUUGCUGCGCUGCUCCUGGCGCAGGCGUCGCCUCGAAAAAUCUCCCAGCACUGCGGCCGACUCGAGUACUGGAACCCUGAUAACAAGUGCUGUGGCAGCUGCCUGCAGCGCUUCGGGCCACCCCCCAUCCCGGACUACGAGUUUUCGGAAAACUGCGGGCUAAGUGACUUCGGCGAUCACGAAAGGCAUCCCUUCCAAGAGUGUCCUCCUGGGCAGUGCAACCCCAACAGCAUGGAGCUUUGUAGCCCCUGUGGAGGCGGAGCAACGGCCUCCACUCACAGGAGAAUCCGGCGGCGCUGUAAAGAGAAAUCGGUCCCUACCAAGGAGCGCUACUCCCUGAAGCUUGAAACACCCAGCAGCCCAAGCUCCCAGGAGCCCAGCUCACCGGAGAUGUACAGUUCCGAACAAACAGAAUCUGAGCACACCGUCCCUCGGCAGGCCUUGCUGAGUUUUGCCCUGCCUCUGGUGCUGGUUCUGCUGUUUACCUCAGCAGCGAUCUUCCUGUUCGCUCUGCAAAGGCACCGCCGCUGCCGCCAGGGGAAAGCUAUCCUCUACCCCUAUCCCAGCUUGGCUUGUGGUGACUCCAACACCCACAUGUUCUUGCACUCGUCCCCUUCAGGUUUCAUGGAGGUAUCAGAGGCAGAGCUGUCAAAUCUGGCAUCGCAGCCCCUCUCUCGACUCCUGGAUGAGCUGGAGGUGCUGGAGGAACUGAUUGUGCUGCUGGACCCUGAGCCCGGGCCAGGUGGGGCACUGGCCUGUGGUACCACUCGACACCUGGCUGCAAGAUACGGACUGCCUGCUGCUUGGUCCACCUUUGCCUACUCACUGCGACCCAGUCGUUCGCCUCUGCGAGCCCUGAUAGAGAUGGUGGUGGCAAGGGAGCCCUCCACUUCUCUGGGCCAGUUUGGCACACACCUGGCCCAACUAGGGCGGGCAGAUGCGCUGCAGGUGCUGUCCAAGCUUGGGUGAUCUGGGGCUUGCCCAGUCUAAUACUCAAAUGUUUCCCUUGAAACAAGUGCCUGUUGUCUCUCGGCCUCAUUAAGAGGCCCUCUUGAAAUACAGCCUUAAUUGGAACAAGA
Messenger RNA from Hipposideros armiger (great roundleaf bat), 1825 nucleotides. RefSeq names its product IGF like family receptor 1 (gene IGFLR1). The record is from RefSeq and is a predicted model, not a curated record. Lineage: Eukaryota; Metazoa; Chordata; Mammalia; Chiroptera; Hipposideridae. Gene Ontology annotation, cellular component: plasma membrane. The transcript has 11 exons. Bases 396 to 1715 code for a protein of 439 amino acids.